Nicotiana tabacum (common tobacco) is the source of this 2153-nucleotide messenger RNA. Lineage: Eukaryota; Viridiplantae; Streptophyta; Magnoliopsida; Solanales; Solanaceae. The record is from RefSeq and is a predicted model, not a curated record.
UGUUUGUUUCUUCUUAAUCAAAAGUUCAGAAAAACAUAGUAAGACUUUCCUUUGAGAAUUUGCUGAAAUGUGAUUCUUGAAAACUUGGGAACAUAUUGGAUAAUGAAAACAUCAUCAGUUAAACAUAGCUAUCAGCUGAAGUUAAAUUAUUUUGUAGCUUUUGCUUUUUUACUUUUUAUGCUUUUAAUUUAGUAUCUCUUUUGUUGUCAUCCUUGUUUUCUUUUGUUUUGUUUAGUUAAAAGGAGCAACAUGAUCUGAAUUAUAGCCAUUAGCAACUUAAAAAAAGCCUCAAUCUUUACAUUAAGGCAGGAAACAUGGAACUCAUGCAUCUAAUGGAGAGGCUUAGGCCUAUUAUGGGCUUAAAAAACUGGGAUUACUGUGUUUUAUGGAAGUUGAGUGAAGAUCAAAGGUUUCUUGAAUGGAUUUGUUGCUGUUGUGGUGGAGCUGAGCAAAAUAUGCAUAGCUGUGAACAAGAGCUACUUUUCCCUGAUUCUUCUACCUCACCUUGUAGAGAUGUUAUGUUUCAGCAUCCAAGAACAACUGCUUGUGAUUUACUGGCUCAGCUGCCUUCUUCUCUAGCACUAGACUCCGGGAUUUAUGCACAGGCCUUGCUUUCUAAUCAAGCAAAAUGGGUGAACUUUGUACCUUUCUCAGAAUCAAAUGUGUCUAAUGAAAUAAUUGGAACCAAAGUUUUGAUUCCAUCUCCUCUUGGAUUGCUUGAGUUAUUCGGUGCCAAACAACUACCAGAAGAUGAGAAAGUCAUAGACUUUGUCUCAACUCAAUGCAACAUCUACUUGGAGCAGCAUAAAUUCCCAUCAAAUGGAGAUGACAAUACAAAUUCCCAAAAUCUUUAUCAGCAAAUAGUCUCCCCUGUUACAUCAAGAGACCAUUCAGAUCAAUUAUCAUAUGAUUUCCCUCUUAAAAGAAAAAACCUGGAUACUUCUUCAAUGAACUUCCUUCCACAUUUCAAUACUUACAACACCUCAGAAAUCGAAAACAACACAACGACAAUGUUAUUCGAUCAGAACACAAGCGAUGUGACACAUUUUUCAACUUCAAUGGAGAAUAAGUACAUGAGUGAAAUGGAUGCUUAUUUACAGAAGCAAAUGAUGAGAAAUAGUAGUAAUCAAACUGGAUUAAUUGAUGAUGAAUCUGUUAAACAACAUGAUAAUGGAAGAUCUAAUUCGGGAUCGGAUAGUGAUCAAAAUGAAGAUGAAGAUGAUCCUAAGUUUAGAAGGAGAAAUGGAAAGGGUCAAUCCAAGAAUCUUGUGGCUGAAAGGAAAAGAAGGAAGAAACUUAAUGAAAGGCUCUAUGCUCUUAGAGCUUUGGUUCCCAAAAUUUCUAAGUUGGAUAGAGCUUCAAUACUUGGAGAUGCUAUUGAAUAUGUGAUGGAAUUGGAAAAGCAAGUGAAAGAUCUACAGCUUGAGCUUGAAGAACAUUCAGAUGAUGAUCAGGGUGGUAGGAAUCAGAACCAGGUUCAGCCUGAGGUUUUAGGCCAAAAUGGAAGUGAUCAAAAUAACAGGCCUAAAUCAGAAAAUGUAAAACUUUCAAAUGGAAGUCAUACAGGAAUAUCAGCUAAUUCCAAUGGCAGCAUUGAUCCUUCUAGACAAAAUCAAGAGGUAGAAGACAAUGACAAACUGCAGCAAAUGGAGCCACAAGUGGAAGUAGCACAAUUGGAUGGGAAUGAGUUCUUUGUGAAGGUGUUUCGAGAGCACAAGGCAGGUGGAUUUGUGAGGAUAUUGGAGGCUUUGAACUCAUUGGGCUUGGCGGUUACAAAUGUAAAUGCAACUAGGCAUACUUGUUUGGUAUCAAGUAUCUUCAAAGUAGAAAAAAGGGACAAUGAAAUGGUUCAAGCUGAUCAUGUGAGGGAGUCCUUGCUAGAGCUGACAAGAAACCCUAGUAAAGGGUGGUCUGAAAUGGGUAGACCAUCAUCAGAAAAUAAUGCAAAUGGAAGUACAAAUUAUCUCCAUAAUAAUCAACAUCAGCACCACCUUGAGAAUAAUCACCAGAAGCAAGCUGCCAAUUCUCAUCACUUCCAUCGACACCAUCACAUGUAAUAACCUAGUAAUAUUUGUAACGUACGUGCUUUUUUAGCGCGUAAGUACUCCUUAUUUAGUUUCAAUAUUUUGCAAAAUAAGACAGAUUUGUUAGAA